Messenger RNA from Linum tenue, 1040 nucleotides. Lineage: Eukaryota; Viridiplantae; Streptophyta; Magnoliopsida; Malpighiales; Linaceae. The record is from the annotation of a GenBank genome assembly.
GACGAGGAAAGCUUUGGCGAGAGAACGAAAAUGAGACGGCGACCAGGAAUCGGCGGCCUACAGACGGCUGCCAAUGCUAGGGAUCAAUAUCGGCUCCUGGGUGAAAAUGUGGCCAAGCUAAGAACCGACCUUAUGAAAGAGCAGCUCGCCACUUUCCGAUCUCAGCUGGAAGAUUUUGCCCGCAAACACAAGAAUGACAUUCGCAAGAACCCAACAUUCCGGGCACAAUUCCAUGAGAUGUGUGCUAAAGUAGGAGUGGAUCCGUUGGCCUCAAAUAAGGGAUUCUGGGCAGAGCUGCUGGGAAUUGGUGACUUCUAUUAUGAACUUGGGGUACAAAUUGUUGAGAUAUGUUUAAACACGAGAUCUCAUAAUGGAGGUCUGAUAAACCUGCCUGAGCUCUGCAAUCUACUUCGCCAGAGGAGGAAAGGUGAUCGCGGAGCUGUGACUGAGGAUGACUGCUUGCGUGCUAUAAGUAAACUUAAGGUAAUGGGGAGUGGUUUCGAGGUUAUAUCUGUUGGCAAGAAGAAGUUGGUUCGGUCUGUGCCAACGGAACUGAACAAAGACCACAACGAAAUUUUGGAAUUGGCUCAGGCGCAAGGCUUUGUAACUGUUGAUGAGGUGGAAAGGCGCCUAUCAUGGACAACUGGUCGAGCCAUUGACGCCUUGGAUACACUCUUAGAGGUGAAGCUUCUGCUGCUUUUUACCACGUCAUGCAUUCCAGAACUAGAAUACAAUUGUUCACUCACGAUUCUUAUUGACUGGUGCAGGAAGGGCUUGCCAUGAUCGACGACGGCCACAGGGAUUGCAAGCGAAGAUACUGGUUCCCCUGUGUCUCCUCCAUCUCCUUUUUGUUUCAUGUUUCCAGUCCAUGCUUGGAUGCAAAAUGUUGUUGAUGUUGUACAAACAAUUUCAACUUUUGCUUAUCUUAAAGCAAAUGAAUACAGGAUGCAGAAGAACGGAUGGAAUGAGGUAAUAUAGUAGAGCUAUGCAACUACAAAAACAUUUCAUUCAUUUUUUCCUAGUGCAACAUUUGAUUGUCU